AUGGGCCAAAAAGCAUCCUUGGUUAUCGAAGUCGAGAUCGAUGCUCCAGUUGAGGUCGUCAAAUUACUUUUCAAAGACUUUCCUCGCUUCCCAGAAUGGAGCAGCUGGUCCAUCGAACCAGUAGUCUCAUCCAAAAAGAUCGAUGACUUGAUGCCGAUGGAGAAGAUGAAGGUCGACGUCAAAGAUGCAAAGCUCACAGCCACUCUCCUCAGAAAUGAUCCUGAUGUAUUCGAGUGGGAGGGAGGUUUAUGGCCGCUUGUUACAGGUCGUCAUGAGUUUAGCUGGAGAGCGAGCAGAAAGUCUCCUGGAGGAACGACGUUUACGCAAAGAGAGAAUUGGCACGGUCUCAUUGUGUUUCUUUGGAAGCCGGGUUGGAUUAUAGGAAGAAGUGCGAAGAGAAACUUUGAAGGGUUUAGUGCAGAGGUGAAGAGGGAGGCAGAGAGGAGGGCAGCGGCACUGUAA
Molecule: messenger RNA, 462 nt
Organism: Fusarium oxysporum Fo47
Lineage: Eukaryota; Fungi; Ascomycota; Sordariomycetes; Hypocreales; Nectriaceae
Exons: 3
Coding region: 1-462 (153 amino acids)
Source: RefSeq, a predicted model, not a curated record